ACUCCUGGACUAGAAUACGAACAUCAGCAGAGGGCUAACCAUCGCAAGCUAUGUGUUCAGUGUGGCAAAGUCUGUACGAAAAACUAAAACUUUGAAACUGUGCUGUACAUUUAUGGUGUGCCAUGUACAUGUCUGUUAAAAAAUCGAGCACUUGAGCUCAUUUCUUAUAUACUUUACGUACUCUACGGUCUUUGAGAGAGGUUGCCUGCCACCGCAACUGGCGUAACAAAAUCUGUUUGGGUUCUUCUGCAAUUGAAGUGGACCUUCCCAGCAUGGAGUACACGUCCUCCCCGAAGCCUCAGCUCUCCUCUCGAGCAAAUGCGUUUUCUAUCGCUGCUCUUAUGUCAAGUGGGAAAACGAAAGACAAGGAAACGGAAGAAAAUACCAUCAAACCAUUGGAGCAAUUCGUGGAGAAGUCAUCCUGCAACCAGAGCCUGGCAGACCUGUCCAGCCUGGAAGCCCACGCUGACUUCAGCGGAAACACACCACCGAUCUGCACGGAGCCGCUCAUCCCCACCACACCGAGCGUGCCCAGCGAGGAGAUGGCGAAGAUCAGCUGCAGCCUGGAAACCAAGGAACUCUGGGACAAGUUUCACGAACUCGGUACAGAAAUGAUCAUCACAAAAUCCGGCAGAAGAAUGUUUCCAACCAUCCGCGUGUCUUUCUCUGGGGUGGACACGGAUGCCAAAUAUAUAGUGUUGAUGGACAUUGUUCCCGUGGACAACAAGAGAUACCGAUAUGCCUACCACAGGUCAUCUUGGCUCGUGGCAGGGAAAGCGGACCCCCCUCUGCCAGCACGGCUGUACGUGCACCCAGACUCCCCUUUUACCGGCGAGCAGUUGCUGAAGCAGAUGGUGUCCUUCGAGAAAGUGAAGCUUACAAACAACGAGUUGGAUCAGCACGGCCAUAUCAUCCUGAACUCCAUGCACAAGUACCAGCCUCGCGUGCACAUAAUCAAGAAGAAAGACCACACCGCUUCGCUGCUCAACCUCAAGUCUGAGGAGUUCCGUACCUUCGUCUUCACCGAGACGGUUUUCACCGCGGUCACCGCCUAUCAAAACCAGCUGAUAACCAAGCUGAAGAUCGACAGUAACCCCUUUGCCAAAGGCUUCAGGGACUCCUCCAGGCUGACUGACAUGGAGAGUAGGGAAAGUGUUGAGAGUUUGAUCCACAAGCACUCGUACGCCAGGUCACCGAUACGGACGUACGCCGGCGAGGAGGACGCGGCAGGCGAGGACGGACACGCCGCCCACGGGCGCGGUUCUGCCUUCACGGCCUCUGACAACCUCUCUCUGAGCUCCUGGGUGACCAGCACCUCCGGCUUCUCUGGGUUCCAGCACCCCCAGUCGCUGUCAGCCAUGGGGACAGGCUCCGCCUCCCUGGCUAGCCCCCUGCCGCACCCCAUUCAGGGCUCCCUGCCCCCCUACAGCCGGCUGGGCAUGCCCCUCACCCCCUCCGCCCUGGCGGGCACCAUGCAGGGCAGCGGACCCACCUUUCCCUCCUUCCACAUGCCCCGCUACCACCACUACUUCCAGCAGGGGCCCUACGCCGCCAUACAGGGACUGCGCCACUCCUCCACGGUCAUGACCCCCUUCGUAUGAACCCCGGGGGCGCCCCCCCCAAAACCUCCUGACACCCCCCAGCCGCACCGCCCGCAUCCUCCUCACUGCCACCUUCAUCAUCGCCACCAUCAUCAGACCUCUCGUCCUCCCUCCUCAUUGUAAAUAGUGUAUCUGAUUAAAGGAACCCUAAACGACCUGGGGCUGCUGCCUCGUGACAGCUUCCCGGUGAUGACACGGACACAGGAUGUGGAUUUGCCACGGCGAUUGAGAUUGACGUGAACACUGACAAAUAAAGCAGCACCGACAGCCCCCUUCCCUCCUCCGAUCUGGUGCGUUUCUCAGCGAAGAAAAUGAAAUGAAAUAACUGGGAGGCACACCAGGGGGCGCCUCAUAUGGGACACUGCCUGGCCUGGGCUGAGGCACUGGGGGCAAGUCUGCAGCACAGCCCUUUAGCCCACACCUGACACGGCACAGGCCACAGAGCUGAACUGUACCUACCGCAGGGUCAGACUGUCAGACCACACCUGUAAAUCUGCAAUGGAGGCACUCACCGCUGGAUGUAAAUACAGCUGUCUGAAGACCUAGAGCCUACUGUAGGGGCACUGAAACAUGCCUGGGUUUGAAUUGGCCAGGCUUAUGUUUUUUAUUGAGGUUGCGACCGUAUUCAACAACCGACAACAAAAUUCAUAACAGCACUGUCUCCUCCCCUUUCCUUGCACUCAUCUACAGAGAUAAAUGUUAUUAAUGAUAAUAAGUUAUGAUAUGAAAAAAAUAGAUAGUGAUACAAAUGCACUACAGAGCACAUAUGAGCUUUCUUAGUGCCAGAAAUUAGAAAGCAUGCUCAAGUCUUUAGUCUGCGGCUGAACACACUAAAAAACCAAACAAGAUUUCAACAAAAAGGGUUUGUUGUAAUCAAAACUCUUUCCCCUGUUUACUUUGGUUCAGUAUACACUCUUUGCAGGAAGUAUGUUGGACUCUCGUUUAUCAUGAGGUUUUUUAUUCACAUCAUAGAAUCUUUAUUUUAUUCAAAGCCUUUUGGCAAUAUUUCAUUGUGGGAUACAAACUAAAAUAUACUUAGCAUAUGCACAGCCUUGAAAUUAUUUCACAUAACACUCUUUUAUUUAAAAAAUCACACAUCCUGUGGUAAUGGUUAGCUGUUUUGGGCAUGCAUUCACAGGGAAUCCAUUCCUGUAAUUACGCUCUGUGUAUCAACGGUCUAUUAGAUGCUCACACUUUAAAUUUUAUUUCUUUCAGCAUAUUGUCCAAAAAAGUGUUUAUGACGCUGGCAGGUUUGAACAUUUCCCUAAUUCUGUACCAAAAAAUAUUUGUAUUUCUUACGCCAAGUCCAGAUUUUUUCUUGUACUGUUUUAGUACAUGCCCUCUGUGGACAAACAUAAAGGUAGCCCUGGAUUGACUGUUGGGGCAGUGCCCUAUUAAGGGGGAAAUCAUGUUCAUUUGAAUCAUACCUGCUGGACACCUUGUUGAUUUGUAAUGGGCUGUCAGUCUUACCAACAGUUACUUCAAUGUGAUGGAAACCCCAAACUUCAAACAUAUAAUUAAGUUCACAAUGUUCUCUCUAAGCUGCUAUCACAAAGACAUUUGCUGAGGAGAUGAGAUGUGUGAGGGGGUAUAGUGAGGUAUAUAAUGUAGGGAGACCAAGUCUCAUGGUCAUCCUGAUAACAGGACUAACCUUUUUGAAAAUACAGUGUUGCCUAUUAAUGGAAUAAUAGUGCAAUCUUAAAUGUAUCACUCUUUAAAAAGUGUGAAAGAACUAUCUGAUUUUGAAAAUCUCAAUUCUGAGUAAAAAAAAAACAAAAAAAAAACAAAGAGGUCUUCAUUUUCAGCUUCGUUCUUAACUCGAUUUCUGCUUUUUCAAGAACAAAAAGUGGUUUAGUUGAAGAUGACAUUGAUGAAGCCCAGAAUGUGUAAUUCAAUCAUUCAAUUUAAGCUCCAGUUCACUGUAUACAAUUGUGGAGACUGCCAAUGUUGCAUAAACUCCCAAGCCACUAAAUGGAGAGAUGAAAGGAAAUAGGCAAGCAGCAGCGUUUUUUAGACGAGCCUUGAAACCAGUCCACAGUUGCAAUAAAACACACUGGAAUGUGUAUCUAUCUUGAUCGGUUUAUGUCCGCUAUUUCUCAUUGCAUUUUAUUUUGCUGUGUUUCUUCCCCUUUAUUACAGAAUUACUCUCAUUUGUAUUUUAUGCUAUAGAAGUUUGUAUGCAUUUAAGAUGAGUUUUGACCUUAAGAUUGACCCUUCUCUUCAAUCUACUGUUUGACUCCUUAUUUCCUGUGUUCAUGGAGGAAAAACUAUAUAUGAAGUUACACCAUCAAAAAGAGAUGGAGAAAAUUAGUAUGUUUUUUUGUUUGUUAUUUUUUAUAGGUCUAUCCUGUAAAAUGUAACCUAAAUAUGGAGCAACAUACAAUAUGUGUCAUUUUUUUCUUGUUGAUUUUUUAAGUGCAAUAUAUUUAUUUCUGCUCUCAGAAAAUGAAAAUGCAUUAUGUAAAAUUUGAGGCAUUAAAAUAGAUAUUUGUAAGCCAUGAAAAAAAUAUAACACCCUUUAAAAAGAUGUGGUGUGAGUGUAUUUUCAUAUCAGGCCAGAGAUUAUACAAUUAUAGCUACCUGAGUGAAAUUUACUACACCAACCCUAGAGCAUGCCAUCAAACAUACAUUAUUAAAUAUUGUUCUGAGGCUAAUAUUGUGGUAGGCCUUGGUUCUCAACCAGUUUGAAGGCUGUCAUUGGGGAGGUCAUGUGCUCUUCUAUAUUAAAGGUCACAAUGUGUUCUAAGUUGUUUGUCAAUUUUCAAUGCCAUUUUAGCAUGUAACAGUAUUUAUUUAUGGAAAUAUGUUAAACAGGAUAAAUCACGAGUUUUAUUCACACAGUGUGGGGGUGGCAAGAUGGGGUUCAAUGGUGGGUGACAACAAAAUUAAUUUAAAACAAUAAAAAAAAUUCACAAUCCAGCAAAAUUCCAAAUAAGUUAUUGUUCUCCAAUUCAAAACUAAAAAAGUUAUUUCUUUAAAAAUAUAGUAUAACACUAUACCUCAGUCUAUUUGCAUGCCGGUAUAUUUGUAUUGUUUCCCUUG
Molecule: messenger RNA, 4643 nt
Organism: Anguilla anguilla (European eel)
Lineage: Eukaryota; Metazoa; Chordata; Actinopteri; Anguilliformes; Anguillidae
Gene: tbx20
Product: T-box transcription factor 20
Exons: 8
Coding region: 273-1601 (442 amino acids)
Biological process (GO): heart looping; regulation of transcription by RNA polymerase II; vasculogenesis
Cellular component (GO): nucleus
Molecular function (GO): RNA polymerase II cis-regulatory region sequence-specific DNA binding; DNA-binding transcription factor activity, RNA polymerase II-specific
Source: RefSeq, a predicted model, not a curated record